Ananas comosus (pineapple) is the source of this 1919-nucleotide messenger RNA. Its product is annotated as vitellogenin-2-like. Lineage: Eukaryota; Viridiplantae; Streptophyta; Magnoliopsida; Poales; Bromeliaceae. Bases 168 to 1718 code for a protein of 516 amino acids. The record is from RefSeq and is a predicted model, not a curated record. The transcript has 8 exons.
UUAUAUUAUCCCGCGUUGCUUCUACCCCCUCCCCUUCCCCAUUCCCUCUCACGUUCCCCUCAAUUUCCACGAAACCCUAGCUUUGAACCCCUUCUCCUGCUUCAUUGCUUCCUCCGCCGCGCACCCAGGAGCCCGAUCCCACUCUUCCUGCUCAAUUUGAUCCGAAAAUGGCGGUUUCGGCGUUUCGAUCGACCUCGAAGAGAGGAUCCAACGCUUCUCCUUCUCGCAGCGCGUUUUCUCCCUCAAAGGAGCCAGUUUUAGCCGAUUCGAGGGAGAGGAUCCCUCCCCGGAGGUCCCGGAGCGUCAGCGCGGCGCCGAGAAGGUGCCCCGACUCGUCCCCGACCCCGCCCGCCGUGUCGGAGUACUCGAACACCCGGAACAAUCCCCUUUUCGGGUGCCCGAGCUCCUCCUCGUCGUCGUCGCCGGAGUCGGAGAGCAGGGUGGGGACUGCUAAUGGGGGAAUUGAAGCUUCUAGCAGUAGCAGUAGAAGGGGGAGGCCAGUGUCGAAAGAGGAAUCGGGGAAUCGGAGAAUUCGCUCGGUUUCGAGAGGACAUUAUGGGUAUUCUGAGCAGAGUGGGGUAGAACAUGGGUACAGGUCAUCUUCAAGUGUAAGAGACAAAGAGAUUGAUCAAAAGGCCAAUAAUGGAUUUAGUUUAUCGGAGCCGAACAGGAAAUUGGAGACAUGGACUAGUCGGCAUCUGGUAUCCGAUUCGUCGGAUGCAUCUAGUUCGUGCACGCGAGGUCGGCAUUGGGAGGAUGGGGUGUCUACAAGUUGUUCGUCAGAAGAAGCAACAAACAGAAAUAAUGGCCAUUACUUUCAUGAUGCUGAAUCAGGAGAUAUAUAUGAAAUUAUCCGACCAGAAGUACCGCAUGCUAUUUCUGAGAUUAGAGACGACUUUGAAAAUGCAAUCCAGAGAACAAGUCCUGCGACAACAGCUGCCAAAAAUAUCAUUGAUAUACCUCUUGAAUUGAACCAUGGAGAAAUUGAGCUAGUCUCCAACAUCAGAAGGGAGUAUGCUACAAAGCUUGAACAGACUCAGGAACGUGCGCGGAAAUUGAGGGCUGAUCUGGCUGUUGAAGAGCAGAGAGAGCAGGAACUUAGUAGAAUACUGAAGGACAUUCUACCGGUUCAGAAAAGUUCUGAGACAUGUAGAGGUCGGCCAAAAAGAAAGGCAAGUGUAGAACGAGUUAAGAUGUCUAGGCGCUUGGCAGAGGAAGCGAUGAAUUAUUUCGAGGAAUGUGUUUCAAUUUCGACUUUUGAUAGUUCUGACCUCUCGUCUUUAGAGGAUCCACAACCGUGUUCAGUUGAUGGCAUCCAACCUAUGGGCAACAGUAGAUUCUUCCACAGUGAAGGCUCUACUAUUUCGGCAUCCCACUUCCCCGGCAAUCAACCUAAUCCGCAUGAGGAUUCUGACAAUCAAACACAGUGCUCAAUUACGGUCACGGACUUGGAUACACCACGAAGCGGAAAGUCUCGCUUCUCGUUCUCGCAUCAAUCAGAUCAAGAUUUCGAAGUUCAUGACAUAAGAAACUAUAUAAAGAAGUUCGAGAAAGACAUCAGCAAAGAACACAAAGAGAAUGUUAAAGUAAGAUCAAGCUACAAUUCAGAUGAUUAUGUUUCUACAAACUCGGCGGAAAGCUUGCUGUCUGACGUAGUGAUCCUGAAGAACAGAAUAGAAUCUGGAGGUCUACUUCUUUGCAAUAUUAGAAUUUUCUGACCAUAUUUAUACAAUGUGAUGUUUAUACAUAGCAACUCUUUGUCGCUCAAAUUUUCGUGGAGUCUGAAUAUUUUCAUGGUGCGAUUUUAAGUGAAUUCUGAACCAUAGAUAUGAAAACUUACAAGAAAUGCUUUGCUCAUGUACUUAAAUAGAUAAUAGUUUUUCUUUUUGUUUAUGUAAUAUACUUUUCUGCUUCUCUUA